UGUAUUGUUUCCAUUCCUCCUUUAAAUCAGGAAAACUUCAGUUACCUUUCCCAUGGCUUGAACUCGCAUCUUGACUGAGCUAAACUGAUUAUAAGCUUCUUUUUUUGUUGUUUUUUAACCUUCCUGCUGUGAUGACACGCUGCUGUGAUAGUGGCGAGAACAGCGUAGCAAACCCAGACAGAAACCAGAAGAUGAGAAAGAAAAGAGGGAAACGUGUGUCAUUCCCUCCUGAUGAACAGAUAGUGUCCGGCUUUGCUGAGCACGCAGACAGAACAGAUGACAGCUGUAUCACCAUAACGGAUAUAAUUGCAGCCUAUCAGCAGAGUUGCAGCAAUCACCAGGUCCAACCCAGAGAAAACAUCCUGCGGCAGCUCCAGCAGGGUAUGUGUGGAGGAGGCAGCGCUGAAUGUCUGGAUCUCAAAGGUGAGCGAUUAGACCACCGCUCCUGUGAAGCUUUGGAAGUCGUCCUGAAAUCGCUGCACUUUGAUUUCAUCAAUCUGCAGGCAGCGCAACUGGAGGAAAAUGGAGCAUCGUCCUUGCUGGAUAUGAUUUUGUACUAUGAAUCCACAACAUAUCUUGACAUUUCUGACAACAGCAGUAUGGGAACAUCAUCUUGGAGGGCCCUCGCUCAUUUGAUAAAGCAGAGCACGUGUCUGUCCAGACUGGAUGUUUGUAACGUGUCCCUGGUUGAGUAUCCGGUCCAGUCUUUAUCCAAAGCUCUGCUGACCAGCCGGCUCCGGGUGCUCCGCCUAGACAACGCCCAGCUCAGCGGUGCGUCACUGUUCACGCUGGUUCGUGCCUUGAAGACAAACAGAGGUUUACAAGAGCUCCAUCUUUCCAGCAACCAGUUGAACAGCUACCAGGAUGCCAUGCAGCUGGGAGAUCUGCUGAGAUACAACAACACAUUGCAGAUGCUGGAGCUCAGUAACAACACUUUAGCGGAUGCAGGGUUGGAGGAGCUGUGUGAUGGUCUAUCGAGGCAAACGGACGGUCUAAAGGUCCUAAUCCUCAAGAACAACCAGAUCACUGAGAGAGGCAUGAACCACCUGGCCAAGACUCUGCCAGGUCUGAAGACACUGGAGGUCCUGGAUAUAGGGGAGAAUCACCUGGGGAAUGAGGGCAUCCAGGCGAUCAGGGAGUCGCUGAUGGUGAACAGUUCAGUGCUGCAUCUGGGCCUUGCUCAAACCAACAUGACCUGUGAAGGUGCUGUGGCGUUGGCUGAGUUCCUUGCUGAAAGUCGUUUCAUUCAGAGGCUGGACCUCCAUCAGAACCGAGUGAAGGUCGGAGGCCUGAUGGCCCUCAGUCUGGCCCUGAGGAUCAACUCCUCUCUGGCUCAUCUGGAUGUGGACCCUGUACCUCCACAAGAGCUGGAUGAGUUUCUGAUAGAGACUCACGAGAGGCUUCAGGCAGAGAUCACCCAGCGCUGCAAGUCCAACGCCAGCCGUCUCCAAAGAGAACCUUCUGAGAGCUGAACAGGAGUGAUGGUCUCAUCAGAAAUGACAAGUCAGGAGAUUUUCCUCCAAUAUAAAAUGUGACUCAAGCACAUAUGUGAAUAAUAACUCAGCUGAAAAUAAUGAUAACCAUAAAAUUUUUGAUCUGGAUAAUAAAGAUGGAGCAGAGCUCCCUUAUGAAACGUCGGCCUCCUUGCUGAUCUCAUUCUAAUGUUACCACCGAGGCAUUCAACACAAUCCUCCCUUCUGCUUACAAAUUCCUGUUUUAUGUUAUCCUCCCCUCAUGCUCACAGUGAAGCAUUCUGGUUCAGAAAAAUUUACCCAGAAAUAAGGUCAAUUGAGUCAAACCGUGGCACUCCUAAAGGUCGGCAUGAAAGGUCCGAUGCUGCUUCCACAGAGUUCGGUCUUAAAAGUAAAAAUCGGUGCUCAGUGGGAAGUGCAACCUAUUCCUCAGACAGGUCACGUCGGCCUUUACUGAAAGGUAGUGGAUGGUAACUGUGAGCUAUAAUCCAGCUGCUGUUUAUGGGCUUCAAAACAAAGACAAGUGACUUUAGACCAAACAGUUGUGCAAAAGCUCAAAGACUUGUUGAAACCAUUGAGCUAUUUUUCCUCAUGGUGAUUCCACAAAUUAAAGUGAAGCUACAAAAAAAAAUUGUGAUUUGUAAUAGGAUAUGGAGGUACGGGAAUCGUUACAAACUGGCCACAUGGGUGCCAAAGUUUAAACGAAAAACUAAGAAAAUGAAAAGUAAAAUCCAUCAGUCAGAUGCAUUUUCCAUCGCUUUCUGCAUGUCCAGUUGAUGGGAAGCAGGCGACCCCUAGUGUUGUGGAGUGUUAGCGCUGUAAGAAAAUAUAUUUGUUCACCACAGCUGGCUAUGAAGACUGGAGUUGGUCCCUUACACGAAGGUUUACUACUGGGGAUAAAUUAAAGUUGAUUUACAGUGCUUGUAAUUAAUCUGAAAUGCUUGAUCUUGUUUGGUCUUCAAGUAAAGUUUUCCUAGACUGAAGAGAGAUGAAAUACAGACUGAGAUUUACAAAACCUUUCUCUUAUUUGUAAAAACUAAAUUGUACUUUUUUGUUUUCUUGUGAACAGAACUGUCUUUGCUUGAAGAUGUAAAGAUGAAACUAUAUAGAGACUGACAAAAGUGGACUGAACUAUUUUACUCAAAUUAAAGAUUGUCUUAGAAUAAUUCAGAUUUAUUAAACCUCUACUACAA
Messenger RNA from Fundulus heteroclitus (mummichog), 2665 nucleotides. RefSeq names its product protein phosphatase 1 regulatory subunit 37. The coding region runs from base 132 to 1472 and encodes 446 amino acids. The transcript is spliced from 11 exons. The record is from RefSeq and is a predicted model, not a curated record. NCBI's taxonomy places the organism in Eukaryota, Metazoa, Chordata, Actinopteri, Cyprinodontiformes, Fundulidae. Gene Ontology annotation, molecular function: protein binding.